GAAGUUUUUGUUUCACCUGCUACUUAGACAUUUAAAAUUUUUGUAGACCAGUUCCUUGGUGCUCAUUCCUGGUGGGUUAUAAUACUGCAAAGGAAACUGGCUGUGGUCAGAUAUCAAGAGCACAACGUAAUCAGAUUUUCCAAUUCCUUCAUAUAAUUGUGAUGAAAUUUUGACAAGUGGAAGAACUGUAGUAGGGGACAGAAUUGCACCCUGUGGGGCAGAACCUCAGCCGAUGUUAAUCAGCCAAGCUCCAGGUUUCUGUUCCCAGCAUUCAGGCUGGAUGUAUGUUGCUGUAGUGCUGGGGAUUGUCACUCUGAUUUUGCUGGCUGUUAUUAUUGUUAUUUCCCACCAGGCCUCAAGGGGCAAGGCUGACAGUUCAGAGAGUUGCUCUGAGAUUGGUACAAAUUGCACUGGCAAUUGCACAUCUUCCAGGAAGUACCGGUAUGGAGAGAGUUGCUCCACAACACUGAAAAUGCUGAUAGAGAAUCUCUGUGUAAAGGAGCAGGGAUGUGAGCUCUGUCCCCCUGGGUGGCAACUGCACAUGGGCAGAUGUUAUCACUUCUCAGAGGACAUAGCAGCCUGGGAUGCCAGUCAGAGACACUGUUCAGCCAGUCGGUCCCAGCUUCUCAUCCUAGAAGGUGAGGCCGAGAUGGAAUUUUUAGACCAGAAAAAGGAACAAAACAGAUUUUUCUGGAUCGGACUAACCUUCAGAGAGAAGGAGGGACGAUGGAUUUGGCUCAGUGACCCUCAGACCAAAGGAUACAGGGUGGCAAUACAUGAAAAUGAAGCUGGCAAGCACUGUGCUCUUUACAAAAGGAAGCAAGGGAUUGAAUUUGAAAGCUGUCAAAAUUCACACAGAUGGAUCUGCAAGAAAAAUGCAGUCCUGCUGGCUCCGUGAGACACUGCUGGCUCCUAGGCACCAUCCUGUAUCGGAGAGAUACACUCUACUGGUCGGUGUGACAUCUCUACAAAGAAGCAUCAGGGCUUUCUACAGAAACCUGUACAUACAGCAAUCCUCCCUGGAUUACAGACUGGCAGGGUUGUGAGCCUGGACUCUGCUGUUGGAUGUUCCAGCCACAGCAGGUUAGCUCCAGGGAUUGUCUGUGUCUUGUACAGUAGACUACACAACCCCGGACAGCGACUGAAAACCAGGGCUCCCUUUCCCAGCUAAGUGUCCUUUCCACCAGUUGGAAUUGAAGUCUUCUUCGGCACGGCUCACUCUCCUUCUCUCUGUCCCCCAAUGCAUCUUUUAUUUUUUGCAGGCCCAUCUCUCCUCUGACUUGUUUAUGGCCUGGUGGUUGGGGCACUCUCCUGGGAAGUGGAAGGGGUGGAUUUGAACCCUUCAGCCUGAGGGAUGUAAGUGCCAGCAUCAUAUUCCCUGGGUGAGUGCUCUAACUGCCAGGCCAUGAUGUAGAAGGUGGGCAGCACUCCCUUUUCUGGGAAGGCACCAGCCCCAUCUGUUCCUGUGACAGAAUAAUUGCAGACACCUGCCCAUAAGGGGGAACUCUGGGAUGUAGGCCCCAAGGGGAUAAAGGUCCCUUGUCAGGCUACACCGAUAGGGCUUCACCCUUGUUCUUGGAUUGCGAACCCAUGGUCCAGAGUGGGAGAUGGUCUUGAUGUGAGCCUGGUUCUGGGCUGGAGAAGACCUAGACUCACAUACAUCCUAUUGCCAAGUGGCACACUCUUAUUGAGGCCCCUCCCCACCAUCCACACACUGACACCUUGAUCUGUGUCAAGACUUAAAGUAAGACUAUUUUGUAUGGCAACUAUUGUGCAGAUAAAUAACACAGGUGACUUUAUAAAAAUGUUAAAACUACAUUUACAAGAGCCAUUGCUGGAUUUAAUAAAUGCAGUGAAAACAA
Molecule: messenger RNA, 1862 nt
Organism: Alligator sinensis (Chinese alligator)
Lineage: Eukaryota; Metazoa; Chordata; Crocodylia; Alligatoridae
Product: CD209 antigen-like protein E
Exons: 8
Coding region: 233-898 (221 amino acids)
Source: RefSeq, a predicted model, not a curated record